Molecule: messenger RNA, 3724 nt
Organism: Lutra lutra (Eurasian river otter)
Lineage: Eukaryota; Metazoa; Chordata; Mammalia; Carnivora; Mustelidae
Gene: CAGE1
Product: cancer antigen 1
Exons: 15
Coding region: 90-2678 (862 amino acids)
Source: RefSeq, a predicted model, not a curated record
UGGGAGAACCCUUAAAGUGUUGGUGUUCCUCGCGCAAAACCGUACGCGGAGCGGGGAAGAACGAAACCGUUACUGCGGAUCCAAAAGCUAUGGACCUUGGAAAAGCCUUCCAUCAUUCAACAGUUAGGAACAAGGACUAUCAAAAAGUUUGGUCCUCAUCUUCAGAUCCUGUGCAUUUUGAAACGGAUGUUUCUCAUGAAAAAUUAGAAAGCAUGUCAGAAGCAGAGGCCAUGAAUUUCAGCAGUGUUUCUCAAGACUUAACCCACUCACAUUCUCCCUUUUAUAUGGAAACCAACAGUACCACUUCAGACUUGCCUCAGAAUGAAACAAAGAAUGCUGAAAGGGAAGAUGAGUCUAAAUUCACACUUUGUGAAGAAAUGUAUGGCACACUAGAUGAUUGGUUAGGCGAUGUCAGCAUUGGAAAUGAUUCACAGAACCUACUAACUCAGCCAGCUGACAUUUCCUCCUUCAGGCAAUUUGAACCCAUUUGCAAAUUUCAUCUCAGAGAAGCACUUAAUAAUGGAAUGAUAAUAUCUCAAAAUCCAACAGAAAGCUUACCUUACACAGAGAAACCAGAAAGGCAAAGUUGUGUGUCUAAUUAUGCAAAAGACACCAAUGUGAAGGAAGGUUCUUUUAAGGAAGAAAAUCCAGUGGGAACUGGCACCUCCACAAAUGAAGACCAGCUUGCUCACGAGUAUGUCAGACAACCUUCUAGAAGCCCACCUCUAGUCCACAGCAGAGAGACACUGAAAUUCAGGGAAACGUCACUGCCUAAAAGUGCUUACAUGGAGUCUAGUCAACCUCAAAGCUUCUUAUAUGAGGAGAAUGUGCACAGAGAUGUUGAAAAACCAUUUUACCAAGAGAAUAGCUUUAACCUCUUUGAUCUGAGAGCUAAUUAUACAACAGAGGAGGUAAGAUUUUUGAUGAUCUCAGUGUCUUCAAAAGGAAUACAGACCUUUGGGGAUAUUCCUGAAAUGCCGGUCUGUCACCAUAAGGAGGUCGCCUUGGAGGGCACGGACAGGCCAUGGAUGGGCUCACCUUGGCCUCCUGCAGGCACUACUUGGGGUCGUGGAGCAUCUCCAGGUGAUGGCAAGAUGCCUGACACAAAGCAGAGCUUGGAAAGCUUACAACUUCCAGAAGAGGAUAUGGCUUUAAAUGAAGUCUUACAGACAUUACAGCACACUAACAAACAGCAGCAAACUCGGAUCCAAGACCUGCAGAGUAGCAACAAGUAUUUAGAGGAGAAGGUUGAAGAACUACAGAAGCACACUACCAAACAGCAGGUGUUCGUGGACAUCAUAAAUAAGAUGAAGGCCAAGGUGGAAGAAUUAAUUGAAGACAAAUACAGAGUGAUGCUAGAGAAGAAUGACACUGACAAGACACUGAAGAAUUUGCACGAGGUCUUAACUCAAACCCAAAAGCAUCUUCAGGAAGCUAGGCAUGAAAAGGAAACCUUAGAGCUGGAGCUUAAGAAGAUCAAGGGCAAUUACAUUCACCUACAGGAAAGGUACAUGACUGAAAUGCAACAGGAAGAUGAAACCGUCAGUCAGUGCCUAGAGAUGGACAGAACCCUAAGGGAGAAAGAAGAGGAGGUGGAGAAACUGCAGCAGCUCAAGGGGGAGCUGGAAAAGGCCACCACCUCCACUCUGGACUUGCUGAGAAGGGAGAAGAAGGCCCAAGAACAAGAGUUCCAGUCUUUACAGGAGGAAUUUCAGAAGCAUGAGAAGGAACACCUGGAAGAAAGACAGAAACUGAAAGCAACACUCAAAAAGCUGCUCACUCAAGUUCAUCAUUUGCAGUCCGUAUCUGAAAACGAGAAGGUAAAGAACGCCCAACUCCAGCAGCAGGUCAACGAACUAAAACAGGAAAAUGCAAGGUUUCGGCGGCAGGUGGCGAGGAGCCAGGAGCCGAACGAUGCCCCUGGGUUUGACACGGCCUGGCUAACGGAGCACUCUGGAGAAGCGGUCAAGGCUGAUAUCAAAAAGGAUUCUAAUUUGUUCCUGAACUGCUCACCUGGUGAAAAAAGCCUGAGUCCCCCAGAUGUGAAAAGGACUUCUCAGCUGGUCUCCAAAAUUCACAGUGUUCCGACUCUGAUGGAUAUCACCACUCCCGAUGUUGAACAAAAAUUGAAGCAGUUCCAUCUUAAGAAGAAAAGUUUAGAUAAAGAGCUAUUAGAACAUAAAGACAAAAUCACAGCUUUUAGAGAGCUAAUUGCAAAAGAAAAAGCAUUUCAAGAUCAGGUUUUUGAGAUUGCAAAAUUGGGAAAUCUUCUAGAAUCAAAAGAAGACCACUGCAGCAGACUCAUUGAAGAAAAUGACAAAUAUCAAAGACAUUUAGGCAACUUAAUAAAUAAGGUUACAUCCUACGAAGAAAUCAUCGAAUGUGCUGACCAAAGGCUCACGAGAUCCCACUCCCAGAUUGCACAUUUAGAAGAGAGAAAUAAACAUUUGGAAGAUUUAAUUAGGAGGCCCAGAGAGAAAGCAAGAAAACCACGGCCCAGAAGAUUAGAAAAUCACCCAAAGUCCUUGACCACGCUACUGCUUCAUGUCGGGCCCUCAUCAUUUCUUAUCUGGCGGAUGACAAUCAUCUACUUGGUGUUUCUGCCUCCAACUGGGUGCCCCUUCCUUCUUCCAUCCUCCACCGAGCAGACCUCGAUCUUUCAGAAGCAAAUAAGAUGAAGCCCCUUCCCUAUAUAAAACUUUUCGAUGGUUCCCUGUUUUCCGGAUCAGUUUGAGCUCCCUAAUACAGCACAUGAGAUCCUCUAUGACCUGGCCCUUGCCUUCCUAUCCAGUCUUCUCAUUCACUGCUUCGUUCUCACCUUCUCACCGUCAUACACCCAACCAUAUCAAACCACUUGCCCCUUUCCAAACAUGCUAUGUUAUUUUCAUGCCUUCCUGAUAUUGCCUAUACAGCUUCCCCUGCCAAGAAUGCUCUCUCUCAGUUCCUUGUGUCCCCUUACUUUAGUUCCCACCUUACAAACUUAUCUGCCAGCUCAAGCUCAGCUUGACAGGAACCCUUUGAGUGCAGGGAUUAUCUCGUAUUCAUUUUGGUAUUCCCAAGCACCUACCCCAGAAUAGGUAUGAAAUAGGAGGGAGACUCAGAACCCAUUACCAAUGCUACCGGUGCUGGAGUAAUUCUUAAUAGAAGAUACAGCCACUGUUGCCCAUGUCCCACCCUGGGCCGAGCGUAUGUAUUCAUGAAAACCCAUGGUUUAUAUCUGGCAUAGCUUUGUGGAAGAGGGUACAGUCAAAGGGCAUGUCUCUAUAUGCCCCACUGAGCCCCAGCUGUUCUAAUAGUUGAGUUAUGAGAAUACCUUAACACUACCAACUCUUCGUUAUACUGUACUGAUGAGUCACUCCAUGAAUUACUUAGAUGUUUGCUUCUGUUCUUUUGUCUUCAUUCUGCCAACUGGCAGCCAAACCAAGGAAGAGGAAAUUCAACCAUCCUUGUUCCUUGUCAUGUUCCUUAAUGGAAAAAAGGUUGAAACAAACAAAAAUCCUUAUUAAAAUAUAGUAUUGGUAUUAUCCGAGAAGUUCAUCUAUCUGUAGGUUUUCAUCUGUUCAUCUGUUCAUCUAUCUAUAGUACCCCUUUUCCAUGUGUUUAAGAAUUAGCUGUUUAUGGAAUAAGAAUUGUAUGUAAUUGUAUGUGUAAUCAAGAAUUCCACAUGGAAUCAAGAAUCAGCUGUUCUAUCACUGAAUGCCUGUGUUUCCUAAAAAUUAAAGAU